Perca flavescens (yellow perch) is the source of this 7743-nucleotide messenger RNA. RefSeq names its product adenylate cyclase 5 (gene adcy5). The record is from RefSeq and is a predicted model, not a curated record. The transcript has 21 exons. NCBI's taxonomy places the organism in Eukaryota, Metazoa, Chordata, Actinopteri, Perciformes, Percidae. Gene Ontology annotation, molecular function: adenylate cyclase activity. Bases 1092 to 4685 code for a protein of 1197 amino acids. Gene Ontology annotation, biological process: adenylate cyclase-activating G protein-coupled receptor signaling pathway; cAMP biosynthetic process; intracellular signal transduction. Gene Ontology annotation, cellular component: plasma membrane.
UAAAGCAGCAAUCAGCGGUAAAUGUGUUAUGAUGCCACGCUCCAAACGCACACCGAACCGAAUGUCCGAGGCUACGGGAGAACACUUUGGCACCGGGUAAACACUUUGUGAAAUGCUGCCGCUGCACGACUGCGAAAUCGCUCUGUGCGGAGUCUUGCGGCAAAUCUAAUCAGGAGUCGCUCUCUGGGGAUUUGAACAUUGAUGGACAGCUGCUGGGACAUUGAUUCGGGGCAGAGGUUGACGAUCAAUUGACCGUGCUGUAACACAAGCUAUAGCCUACCAUGGACCAAGUAGCUGUUUUCUGUGGCUGCCAGAGGAGGAGGAGGAGCGGUUGAGUUUUCUCCUCAGCGCAAGUGUGGGAAGAUCGUGAUGAUGCUUUUUGGGCAAACGUGAGGCUCCCACCGCCGUCCAGGCUGCAGUAUUUGGUCAGUGCUGUUGCAUCAAGACUUGACGGGACCAAAUAAGAGCGGUCAACAUGGGAUUCACCUUUUCAGUUCCCUUCCCCUCCGUCUUUUCUGGACACGGACCGUUUAUACUAGAGGAACGCGUCAGUAGAUAUAACAGAUUCACAGCGUAAACUGAUGGUGUUGCGCUAUGAUCUCUGGAGACUAUAGUUGUGUAAUGGUUUGCAUUUCGUCUACAGCGCGCGCUGCCGUGCAACCUCUCCAUGGAUGGUAGUUAAUUGGCCCCAAUGAUGUAGACCCCUAUCCACCUGGGUCUAAUGUUCCAUCCUCUCGUGGCGAAACUGGCUCCCCUGUGAUUUUCUGUGCUUGUUCAAUUGUUUUUAUUCCCAAAGCUUUUCACCACUUCUGGUAAUUGCUUUGGAUGAACUAAUUUAGUUUCUUUUAAAAGACUUUUUAGAAUGAAUGUUUCCCUCUAAAAGUGAGGGAAUUAACCGGUGAUCGUUUAAAGCGCACAGGCUUCUUCAACAGUGACCAACUAUGGAAAAAACAACUUAUGACAGACAUUUAAUGCGCCUUAUCUUUGGGACUUAAUAGUUUCCUGACAUAAUUACGCAGUGGAAAACAAAACGUUUCCCACAGUGUUUAUUUGUUGAGGCGCAUUUCUGUCUUUGCCUCCUGUUCUCCACUAUGUCAAGAUCAAACAGUGUCAGCCCACCCGGAGUCGGUGCCCCCGGGUUAAGGGGAGGGACCGAGCACAGAUCAGCUUGGGGAGAGUCUGAGUCCGUGGCCAACGGGUGCCCAUACUCAGCCAGAUCUCCGCGCAAGAAGCUCACCCGGACCAACAGUCGGUGGAGAGAAGAGGAUGAUCUGGACCAGCGGCAGCCCGGGCGAGCCACAACGACCGUCAGCAGGGUCAGCUUCAGGUCCAGGUCGGCUUGGCAGGACCAUGGCGAGGAGAGCCGAGACAAAAACCGUGCGUCCCCUAAACGUCCAGACGGCGAGGUGAGACCCAAGUCUGUGGAGCUAGGUCUGGAGGAGCGGAGAGGCAAGCCGAGGACCGAGGAGGAGGAGGUCAUGCCCGAAGUGAACUUUUCUUUAGUGGCGUGCUGCGUCAGCGUCAUGCACAUUUUCAAAUCCAAGAAAUUCCACUCGGACAAGUUGGAGCGUCUAUACCAGCGCUACUUUUUCCGUCUCAACCAGAGCAGUCUAACUAUGCUCAUGGCAGUGCUGAUGCUGGUGUUCACGGUCAUGCUGGGCUUCCACUGCUCCAGUGGAUCAGGCAGGCCGAGCAUAACUUAUGUGGUGGUAUUUUCCGUGGCCAUCUUCCUAACACUCGUUCUUAUGGUGGUCUGCAACAGGAACGGCUUUCACCAGGACCACAUGUGGAUUGUGUGCUAUGUGGUCAUCCUGCUGGUGCUGGUGAUCCAGGUGGUCGGAGUGCUGCUCGUGCAGCCCAGAAGUGCCUCCGAGGGGAUCUGGUGGACCGUGUUCUUCAUCCAUGUCAUCUACACUCUGCUGCCCGUCAGGAUGCGCGCCGCAGUCAUCACUGGAGUUAUCCUUUCCGCAAUCCACGUGGCUGUUUCUUGGAUGUUGAACGGCAUGGACAGCGUUCUGUGGAAACAGUUAGUGUCCAACGUGUUGAUCUUCUCCUGCACCAACAUCGUGGGAGUCUGCACUCAUUACCCUGCUGAAGGUUCCCAGAGACAGGCCUUCCAGGAGACCAGGGAAUGCAUCCAGGCUCGCCUCCACUCCCAGAGAGAAAACCAACAGCAGGAACGUCUUCUGCUCUCAGUGCUUCCCCGCCACGUUGCCAUGGAGAUGAAAGCUGACAUAAACGCCAAGCAGGAGGACAUGAUGUUUCACAAGAUCUACAUCCAGAAGCAUGACAACGUCAGCAUCUUAUUUGCAGACAUCAAGGGUUUCACCAGCCUGGCAUCCCAGUGCACAGCGCAGGAGUUGGUGAUGACUCUUAAUGAACUCUUCGCCCGCUUUGACAAGCUGGCAGCGGAGAACCACUGUCUGAGGAUCAAGAUCCUGGGAGACUGCUACUACUGCGUAUCUGGGUUGCCAGAGGCGAGGGCCGACCACGCCCACUGCUGUGUGGAGAUGGGGAUGGACAUGAUAGAGGCCAUCUCGCUGGUACGUGAGGUGACUGGGGUGAACGUGAACAUGCGAGUGGGAAUCCACAGCGGCAGAGUGCACUGUGGGGUGCUGGGACUCAGGAAGUGGCAGUUUGACGUCUGGUCCAAUGACGUCACACUAGCCAAUCAGAUGGAGGCUGGGGGCCAAGCUGGGCGUAUCCAUAUCACUAAGGCCACUCUGAAUUAUCUGAACGGGGACUACGAUGUGGAGGACGGAGCAGGGGGAGAACGAAACGCCUACUUGAAGAAGCACAACAUAGAAACCUACCUCAUUGUGGGCUGCAGUCAGAAAAGGAAAGAGGAAAAGGCAAUGAUAGCCAAAAUGAACCGACAGAGGACAAAUUCUGUCACCCACAACAGUGGCCAUUGGACUGACCGACCGUUCUACAACCAUAUGGGUGGCAACCAGGUCUCCAAGGAAAUGAAGAGGAUGGGCUUUGAAGAUCCAAAAGACAAGAAUUUCAUUUUCAGAAAUGCACAAGAGAACCUAAACCCAGAGGACGAGGUGGAUGAGUUCUUGGGCCGCGCCAUCGACGCACGCAGCAUCGACCGCCUGCGCUCCGAACAUGUCAAGAAGUUCCUGCUCACCUUCAGAGAGCAUGACCUGGAGAAAAAGUACUCCAAACAGGUGGACUCCAGGUUCGGGGCUUACGUGGCCUGCGCCUCCCUCGUCUUUCUCUUCAUCUGCAUCAUCCAGAUCAUCAUUGUGCCAUCCUCCAGUCUGAUGAUCGGUUUCUUCGUCACCGGUUUCAUUAUCCUGACGGCUGUCAUGUUUGUCUCAACUGUGUACUGCUGUUUUGGGCUCUUCCCAGUCCCUCUGCAGACUCUUUCUAAGAGGAUAGUCCAGUCCAGACUGAACAGCACUCUGGUGGGCGUCUUCACCAUCAUCGUCGUCUUUGUUUCUGCUUUCAUCAAUAUUUUCACCUGCAGCAGCCUCGACCUGCGGAGCUGCAUCUGGGAAGAGCUUAACAUCAGUCUGGCCACCGUGAACGCCUGCCAUGCUCAUCUCCUCAACUACAGCCUGGACACACAACAGAGCCCCUGUGGAGACGAUGGCCUCGUCUGCAGCUUACCUGAGUACUUCUCGUCCUGUGUGCUGCUGAGCCUGCUGGCCUGCUCCGUCUUCUUGCAGAUCAGCAGCAUCGGUAAACUCUUCCUCAUGCUCUUUAUCGAGCUGAUCUACCUCCUUGUCAUGGAGGUGCCCAAAGUGAGCCUCUUCGACAACCAGGACUUGCUGGUGAUGGCCAACGCUGUCAACAUUAUCGAGCACAUUAAUGGAACAAGCUGUGUGGUGGACUCCAAGGUUCCUCUGAAGAUCAUGACCCCGGUGGUCAUCACUGUCUUCGUUCUCGCCCUCUACCUUCACGCCCAGCAGGUAGAGUCCACAGCCAGGCUCGACUUCCUCUGGAAGCUGCAGGCCACAGAGGAGAAGGAGGAGAUGGAGGAGCUUCAGGCUUAUAACCGCCGUCUACUCCACAACAUCCUGCCCAAAGAUGUGGCUGCCCACUUCCUGCAGCGCGAACGCCGCAACGACGAGCUCUACUACCAGUCGUGUGAGUGCGUGGCUGUCAUGUUCGCCUCAAUCAGCAACUUCUCAGAGUUCUACGUGGAGCUGGAGGGGAACAACGAGGGAGUGGAGUGUCUGCGGCUGCUCAACGAGAUCAUCGCUGACUUUGAUGAGAUCAUCAGUGAGGACCAAUUCCGUCAGUUGGAGAAGAUCAAGACCAUCGGCUCCACCUACAUGGCGGCCUCCGGCCUCAACGACUCCACAUACGACAAGGUCGGGCGCUCGCACAUCCGAGCCUUGGCUGACUAUGCGAUGAGGCUGAUGGACCAAAUGAAAUACAUCAAUGAACACUCCUUUAACAACUUCAAGAUGCAAAUAGGUCUCAACAUUGGCCCUGUGGUUGCCGGGGUGAUCGGGGCCAGGAAGCCUCAGUACGACAUCUGGGGGAACACAGUGAACGUGGCGAGUCGCAUGGACAGCACAGGUGUACCAGAGAGGAUCCAGGUGACUGCAGACAUGUACCAGGUACUGAGCUCCUAUAACUACACACUGGAAUACAGAGGUUUGGUUACAGUCAAAGGCAAAGGAGAGAUGAUGACCUAUUUUCUCACCAGUGGACCACCAAGCAGUUAACCUCAACUAAGUGACGAAUAGACACACCAGGGUAGGCGCCUUAACUCCGCCUCUGAAAUAAGGAGCAGGCUCAUGGACCUCUGAUAGCUUACGGCGGACUGAGACUGACUGAAGCGUCCCUUCUCACAGCGCCAUUCCUUUCUUAUACCUACUGAGGCCACAACGGGGAUGGAUCAGAAAAUGCAUCCCAAAGCUCAGCCUGCCGAGGAGACUAUGAGUGGGAAAGGCCCAGCUAGCCUGAAUCUGCCAUUGAGACCAAAGAUGUCCAAUCAGUGCAUAAAGACAGAUGCUGCCAGCUGUGUGAGUCUAGGUCCUAAAGGAAGAAUGUUCUCGAAGAACUUUUAUUUGCUUCAAUCCGCCAGAUUCUUAAAGGGUUUUGGGACAAACCUGCAGCAGGACAUGACCUACAUGCCACUUCCUUUUUUUUCUUUCUGCCUUUCUCCUGCUGAAGUGUAUAUGUACAUGUAAAACACAGACAGUUGUAUGUGUAUAUGAUUUGAUGUACUGUAUGUCAAACACAUUUUGUCCAUGUUGUUGUGGUAUAGAUACAAAUCUCUCAAGUAUGGACACUCAGCCAGCACCACAGCACUAUCCGUCCUUGAAUAUCUGAUCACGUCAGUAACAGACUGACAGAGGAGUCGCAGUUAAGUUGUGUCUUAUCGGUGAAGAGUGCGUCUCACAAGCAAAAAUGUCCCUCAGAGACAAAAUAGAGAGAAAACGCUCCACAGUGUUUACAGAAAGCUCCUCGUCAGACGUAUAGAGUUCCAAACUCACACUACAGUAUAAACAGCAUAUACACAGACAAAACACAAAGGAUGUCACUGAAGAGCUUUUUCUUAUCUUCGACAUUUUGUAUUUUGACUUCAGAACACCAAACCGUAUCAGAUAUUUUAAGAUUCUAUAUUUUGUACAUUAAUAUAUUAGAGAGCUAUCUAUAAACACCAAUGUGUAUUCAGAUGUACAUACUGUAUCACUCUCAUGUUGGGAUUUCAGAAAUCCUCGCUGGUUGUUGCCUAGUCUUAGCGUGGCGCCACAACUAAUGUACCAUUUAGCUUCAGCAGAUCCACGCUCCUGAAUGCCUGUUUUUCUCGCUCUUUUCACCCAAUUGAGCAUGACUGAUCUGCAGGAAGUUAACCGCUUGCUAAUAAGAAUGCGUUACUGAUUAUUUUAGUCAAACCGAGUGGGUGUGCACUUUUAAUGACUGACUAGAGGACGUGAAUGCAAACCUGUCUUUUUGCACUCCAGUGCUUUCAGCCGUCCACCGCUUUCUGCAACGCUCCACAACCGCUUCUUGCUUGCUCAAUCAGAUGGUACGACCCAAUGAAUGUCCAAUGAUCUCCGAUGAGGCCUUUAUUAUGAACUCUAUACUGACGACGGUGAUGAUGCUCAUUCUGUGGACAGGGACAGACAAGCCCAUGUGGAAAUGUGCCCUUUUAUCUGCCUUUUUUUUUUAUCAGAGCAGUUUCUUCAGUAUUACGGUGUUAUUCAACAUGUCAUCAAACAAACGGUCUUUAACCUUCUGGUUUCAUUGAUUUAAGUGAUUUCUUAUUAUUGUAUGUUAUGUUGUAUGUUAUAUUAUCACCAACACUACAGCUGGUUCUGUUUGUCUUGGCAGAGUACAGUAAUCAGUAAAUGUCCGGACAAUGUCAAGUUUUUACUUGAGAAUAUUGAGGAUAGGAUAUAGCAAAUUUGAAACAGAAACGAUAAGGUUAACACAAUUCAAUAUUGUAAUUUGUCAAAAAAACAUAUUGAAAAAAAAAAAUCAUCAAAGUGUUGGAAAGCAUUGAGAGACUGACUGACUUCCCUACUCUGAUGCUACACACUGUGCCCUCAGCCCUGAGCCUAUUUGUUCCUUGUGAAAACCUAUACCUUUAAAACACUGUAAACACUGUCGUUUAGCAAACGUUACAGGAGCAAAUAAAGCAUUUGUUAGGACUAUUUGUGUAUUUAAUACGCAUUUGGUGCAUUACGUUAGUUGACUCAAAAUGAACUACAGUAAAUGGAGCUUUGACUGUGCCACUGGAAUAAGUAUAGACUUUUACAGUGUUUAAUUAGAAUCCAUUAAUACAUUGAUAAUAAAUCUGAAUUAAAGUAAAUAAAAAAUAAUGAAAAAGAUAAUUAAACAUUAAAAGAUAAUUCAAUAUUAAAAAUAUAAUUAAAACCCACAGGGCAACUGCUGUAGCUCUGAUUGGCCUGCUGCAAUGUGUUGGCAGGAGUCUGGCCAAUCAGAGCUCCUGCUGCUGCUCUGUGGGUUAGACUUCAAAUGUGUUUUUAGGUGACACUGCACAUUUAAAUGAAUGCCAAAAUGGGCGGAUUUUAAAAAUAAUUUCAUGGUUCCAUUUAAAAGAUGAAAUCAUCAUUUGUUGAUUUAAAGUCAGAAUUAGGAAUUUGCAAUUUUACACUUUGUUUUACUUAGUUCUAUAAUUCAUAAUUGAAAUGCAAAUAUAAUUAAACAAGUUAUAAUAGCUUUUAAAAUUGAUGAACAAUGGAUGAUGAUCUUAUCUAUGAUAAGAUAUAUCAGGGUUUUACUACACAGGCAAUACUUGUUAGUAUGAUCAAUUCAUUGAUGAUGUUGGUCUUUUCAUGGGAUAAAUGAAAAUAUAUAUUGCCACCUUUAAAUUGCUUUUAGUUUCCUGUUUGAAAAGAAAAAGAGAAGUCCAUGUGUUUGCUGCUUUGAGCCCGUAGAAUGAAAUUAACCUUGCACUGGUCCACUUGGGUGAUUUCUGUUUUGUUUAUGUAGUGUAGUGCUGGAACCAUUACCUUCAAACACCACUACUACAACUUUAACUUUCAUGCCAUUUGACUCUAUGAACCCUUCUUCUACCGUUUAUUGUGCAGAAAUGUGCCAUUAGAAAACACAAGAGGUUGGAGAGAAGGCAUAGAUCAGAGAUGAGGAGGAUGAAGCUAUGAGGAUCCUCAUGAUGAUAACAUGACAAGAUGAGGCAGCGUCUGUGACAAAAAACAGAGGCAAAACCGUGGUUUGUUUUUGUUGUCAUGCAAAACACUAUGCUAAACUUUUUUUUUUUUUUUUACAGUCCAAUAAACUGCUGAGAUGUUU